Molecule: messenger RNA, 2278 nt
Organism: Esox lucius (northern pike)
Lineage: Eukaryota; Metazoa; Chordata; Actinopteri; Esociformes; Esocidae
Gene: rbm34
Product: RNA binding motif protein 34
Exons: 11
Coding region: 519-1892 (457 amino acids)
Molecular function (GO): RNA binding
Source: RefSeq, a predicted model, not a curated record
AACUUAAAUGAGAAUCAAAAGUGGGAUUUUUAUUUCAAAUUGUGACUUGCGAUUUAGUAGAAUAAACACCGGAAAGAAGUAACACAAUAUGAUGAUGCACGCGUUUGCGUUGAAUGUUUGUUGAUAGAUUAAUUUUUAUUAUAUCAAACGUUGUUCUGUUAUUUUUAUUUGAAUAACUAUUAUCGUAUCAGGUAGCCACCCAUGUAUUUAGAUGUGUUUAGAGGAAUGCAUUUAGGGGAAAUACUCAUCCGUAAGGUAUAGCCAGGAACCAUUUACAUUUGCGUUGUGGAUGGUAGGCCCUAUUUAGGGGAAGGACAGGUAUUCAUAGAGCAAAACGUGAGUAUAUGCAUUAACAUUUUUGGCAUCAGUAGCUUGCUUUCAUGUGGUAUGUUUACUAUGAAUCCACAAGUUAUUUGAUUAAUUCUAUGGUUUAAAAGAAAUCACAGAUAAGAAAUAUAGUCUAAUCAUUAAAACUAACUGGAAUCGAUCAUCGAGUCUUGAUCACUGAAGAACUUACAAUGGAAAAGGAAUCUAAAGAAGAAAGUGAGGAGGGGCCAUCUGUGAACUAUGUGGUGGGAUCAGUGUCAAGCAGCUUGUUUCCCAAAAAGUCUGCACCCAAAUCCGGUUCAUUAUCUGCCCUGUUCAAAGCCGCACCUGUAGUUAACACUCUGCUGUUUGUUCCUGCUCCCAAGCCUGAAUCAAAAAGUGUUGAGGUGAAGGAGGAAGUUGCAGUUACAAUAGACCAGAACAAACAGCAACAAACGAAGAAGGCUGCAAAAGAAAAAUCGUCUGCUGACAUAAAGCUAGAAAGCAGAGAAAGUGCAUUACAAAAUGCUGAUGAAGAAGAACAGGUACUAAAGAAGCCCAAGAAGACUAAAAGGAAAGCUGUUGGAGAUGAGAUGGGAGAAGGAGGCGAUGCAGAAGAGGGGAUGCAGAAAAAAAAGAGGACUGGACCCCAAAUGGCAGAGGAGAGGAUAAAACUAAAACGAACAGUGUUUGUCGGCAACCUGCCUGCCAGCUGCACAAAGAAGACGCUACAACUCGUCUUCAAGGGUCACGGAGCCAUCGAGACCAUACGAUUUCGAUCAGUGGUGAGGGAGGAUCCAGGCAUGGCACGCAAAGUAGCUGCUAUUCAGCGUAAGGUUCACCCAAAGAAGCAGAGCAUCAAUGCCUACGUGGUGUUCAAAGAUGAGGAAGGUGCAGAGAAAGCAUUGGAAAGGAAUGGCAUGGAGAUUGAAAAGGACUUUCACAUCAGAGUGGACAAGGUCACCAAAAAUUUGGUGCACGAUCAUAAAAGGUCAAUAUUCAUUGGCAAUCUACCGUACGAUAUAACCGAGUUGCCGUUGCGACAGCACUUUGAGCAGUGUGGCAAGGUGGAAGGGGUGCGGUUGGUGAGAGACAAGGACUCUGGAAUGGGCAAGGGCUUCGGCUACAUCUUGUUUGAAAACAUCGACGCAGUCCAGCUGGCGUUGAAACUAGACAGCUCCAAAGUCCUAGGCAGGUCGAUUCGGGUGAAGAGGUCUGUGAAGAAAGAGAAAGACAAGAAGAAACUGGGGCCCAGAGGAAAGGGCCCAAAAAAAAACACAAACAAGCGCCCACGGAAGGAGGAAAGAGUGGCUACAGGGGCAGAGAAGAGGCCCACCAAGGGUGACUUCAAGAACAGACAGGGGCCAAGUGGCACCCAAAACAAAUCUGUGGGGAAGCAGUCAAGGAUGGGUCCCGAAAAGAAAACACGAAAGCCAUUCAAAAGAACACCAGACCGGCCUGCGAAAUCAACUACAGGUCCUUCUUUCAAAGGUGAAAUGGCUGACCCGAACAGCAAGAAAGCAAAGGCAAAAGCAUUGAAAAAGAAACUGAAACCCAGGAGAAGGAAUCAGGUCAUCCACAUUUGACAUGUUUUUAACAUUUAGAACAGUUGUGAAGGGGGAUUUUAGUUUCUGCUCUGAAAUCCACCUCCUGAGAGCUGGAUGGUGUCAAGUUUUUUGUUUUCUAAUUGGGGAGGGGCAGUCUUUACUUGCGGAGAUCUGAUGGUCGUAAGCAACAUAGCAGUUUCUAAGAAGUUUGAUUUAGGGGUGACAGUGUUCAUGUUGUACAGUUAACAGUCUCAGUGGAGCUUCAUCAGAGUGAGUUUUGUCAAUGUUGUUGAUACUGAGGAGGGCUGAGACCAACAUUGUCUUUUUAGAUAUCUGUAUUAUCAUAAAUCUGUGGACAAAAUCCUUUCAUUACUAUUCUGAGACCUCUAUAGUAAUCGGUCAUAAUAAACAUUCAAAUCACUCAC